AUGGCUUCUUCAACGCGUGCGCCGAUGCCCUCAUAUCCUGGAACUAUUCUUCCAAUACACGACCAUCCGGCCUGGAAGCACUUAUCUGGCACGACCAUGGAAACUACAACUACCAAGGCGCCCCCAGCUCAAGUCAAAGAGACUACUGUAGCAGACAAACGGCCUAUUGUGGCAGCAGAGGAGCCCACCACAGCAACCAAGGUGCCUACUGCGGCAACCAAGGAGCCGAAGAUUUAUGUGCCGACGGGCAACAAAACGUUGAACAGGUUUUCCGACAUCACUACAAGCACGAGACGCUCCUCGUAUGCGUCCACCACGAAAUCACAGCUCCGGCAAUCCAACCAGAAGCUCUUUGAAAUGCUCCAAAACGUUCAGACUGAGCUUGCUACACACCGCGCUAUCAUGCAUGACUUACAAACACGACUAUCGUUUAUCGAGCAGGACGCACCUACAAUGGUUGAGGAUUGUGCACCCGAAAUUCUCUCGCCAGCAGAUGACCUCAAACCUCCGCAAAGACCACCUCCACCACCGCCUCCAAGACGUACCAGCUCCCUCAUACCGCCAGGAAGGGAGAGCCAAAGUUGGUGGCAGGCAUGUCAGAACUUUGCCGAGAAUUGCGAGACGCCCUUCGACGCACAAGAGUUCUUGAAAACUUCUGCUCGCUUUGAAGACUUUGACUUUCACUUUGGCGGUCUUUCUACAGGCGGAGAAUCACAUCCACCAUCACCAAUAGAGAUUAUAGUAACUCCCGCCCUCUCACCCAAGUCAAAACGUCAACCAUCUGAAAACGAUGGACCAAGGUUACCAAUUAUUCUCUCUGAACGUGCGCCUCGGACAUCGAGCCUGACAGUGGAAGAUGAAGAAGAGCGGGAUAGCAUUAUUGAGCAGAUCGUGGAGUUCAGGAGGCCAGCAGUACUUCGUCCGUUGUUGCUUCAUCCACCUCCCAGUGGCAGGACUGCUUCCUUCUUGAGUGUGGAAGAAAUCACAGCAUUGCCGGACCUACCACCCGUUAUUGAGAUCGCGAACGACUCUCAGCGCCACCGCAAGGGCAUCCGGAGCAUCUCUUCGAAAUGGGCGUCACUGAAGGGCAGAUCGGCCGAUUCAGGCGACUACCGAAAGGGUUUCUUCAGCAUGCGGUGA
This is a messenger RNA of Ascochyta rabiei, 1140 nucleotides long. RefSeq lists its product as uncharacterized. The record is from RefSeq and is a predicted model, not a curated record. Bases 1 to 1140 code for a protein of 379 amino acids. NCBI's taxonomy places the organism in Eukaryota, Fungi, Ascomycota, Dothideomycetes, Pleosporales, Didymellaceae. The transcript has a single exon.